This is a messenger RNA of Tuber aestivum (summer truffle), 435 nucleotides long. The record is from the annotation of a GenBank genome assembly. NCBI's taxonomy places the organism in Eukaryota, Fungi, Ascomycota, Pezizomycetes, Pezizales, Tuberaceae.
AUGUUAAAUGGUGCUCCAUGGCCAUAUCUCAACGUCGAGCCCUGCAAAUGUCGUUUCCGGCUUCUUGACGGUAGUCCUGACAGGUCUUGCAAGAUUACUGUUGGGCGAUCAAACAGAAAUGGGGUCGCAAUGGUUUUGUCAGAAUCGGUGGUUCCCUCGCUCAUCUACUCCAACCAGCAGCAUCCAAACAAACUGUAAUCUCGGACUCGGGCUUCGUGGGAGCGUCUGCCACAACCAGCACCAUGAUCCUCGGUAUUGCUGAACGAUAUGAAGUUAUCAUGGGCUUCUCGUUCUACGCCGGACAGAAACCUUACAAUGAAGAACGACUGCAACUUUUCCUGCAGCGAGGACUACGCAGAGGCCAACCUUGUCAUGGAAAUCAAUGCAGGCGCCACGGUUGGCAGCACUACCUGCAACGGACCCGUUCCCAGUUCU